AUGCAGCAAUCCAGCAACAAGAACAUUCUUCUCUCGGAUCUCUUCCGUAUCAAGGAUAUCGAUCCCAAUGGCAAGCGUUUCGAUCGCGUAUCACGCUUGGUGGGCAAAUCGGAAACGUACGAGAUGACUGUGUUGUUGGACUACAAUUCUGAAAUCUACCCGCUUGAAAUCAACGAAAAGGUGUCGAUUGUCCUUGCGUCGUCCUUAUCACUCGAAGCCAAAAGUGAAGCUGGUAACGCUGACGGCAACGAAGCACGUGAGAGCUGGCGUGAACGUGCACCUGGAGAGCAUGAUUUGAGUGAUGAAUACGAAUAUGUCAUGUUUGGCAAGGUAUAUCGGUACGAGGAUUCCAAUCCUGGUGUUGAUGAGGUCGGCAAGAGCGUAGCUGUAUACAUUUCUUUUGGUGGUUUGUUGAUGUGCCUGGAUGGUGAUUGCCGACAUUUGGAACCUCUCACUGUGGGUGAACAUGUGUAUCUCUUGAUGCGAAAAUAG
Messenger RNA from Lichtheimia ornata, 492 nucleotides. RefSeq lists its product as uncharacterized. Bases 1 to 492 code for a protein of 163 amino acids. Gene Ontology annotation, molecular function: DNA-directed RNA polymerase activity. Gene Ontology annotation, biological process: DNA-templated transcription. The record is from RefSeq and is a predicted model, not a curated record. Gene Ontology annotation, cellular component: RNA polymerase I complex; RNA polymerase II, core complex; RNA polymerase III complex. NCBI's taxonomy places the organism in Eukaryota, Fungi, Mucoromycota, Mucoromycetes, Mucorales, Lichtheimiaceae. The transcript has 3 exons.